This is a messenger RNA of Orbicella faveolata, 4108 nucleotides long. RefSeq names its product glycogenin-1-like. Gene Ontology annotation, molecular function: glycosyltransferase activity. The record is from RefSeq and is a predicted model, not a curated record. Lineage: Eukaryota; Metazoa; Cnidaria; Anthozoa; Scleractinia; Merulinidae.
ACUGCCGGUUGGCCAAACAGAUCAUUGUAGAGUCAUGUGCAAGUUCAUGUGCGGUUGUCAUUUGUAGGAAGUGAAACUCGUCGAAUUAUCAAUAUUUCUUCCUUCUUCCUGUUUGUCAAGAAGCCUCUAAAUGCCUGGAGAGGUCGUUGAGGACGAGGCUUUCGUCAGCCUGGUCACCAACAACAGUUACUCUAAUGGCGCGCUUGUUCUGGGCUACUCCCUUCGACGUGUCAACACCACGAGAAAGUUGGUUCUUCUCGUGGCAAAAGAGGUUCUGGAACCAACCAGAGAAUGACUUGCUCGAGUAUGGGAUCACUUGGAAAUCGUGGAUUUACUUGAUAGCGGUGAUACCACAAAUUUGGCACUUUUAACAAGACCUGAGCUUGGUAUAACAUUCACAAAAAUCCACUGCUGGAAUUUGACCCAGUAUAGAAAAUGUGUUUUCCUAGAUGCUGAUACUCUAGUCAUUCAGAACUGUGAUGAACUCUUUGAGAGAGAUGAGCUCUCUGCAGUGCCUGACAUUGGUUGGCCUGACUGUUUUAAUUCUGGUGUAUUUGUGUUUGAGCCAUCCAGAGCAACCUAUGAAGCUCUCUUGGAAUAUGCUGUACAGAAUGGUAGUUUUGAUGGUGGAGAUCAAGGCCUUCUAAAUUCAUUCUUCAGUAACUGGAGAACAGCAGACAUAUCCCGGCACCUGUCAUUCAUCUACAACAUGAAUUCAAAUGCCAGUUAUACUUAUGCGCCAGCUUUUCAACAGUUUGGAAGAGAUGUGAAAAUAGUUCAUUUCAUCGGUCCCCUUAAGCCUUGGCAUUACACAUACAACACUGAAACUGGUAGAGUAUACACACCAUCAGGAAGCCAAGGCUACAUUCCUCACGAGCGAACCUUCCUACAACUGUGGUGGGAUAUCUAUGUCACAUUUGUACGGCCUGAAAUGAGGCAAUGCCAUGGUGACCGAGGUGACGACUCUUCACCCAGUGAUCAUUUCCAGCCUGCACCUUAUUUCCCUCCUGAGCAGCAUUUUGAACAUGCACCUUACAUACCCCCUCCUCAACAGUUUCACCACCCAUCUCCACCACCACCCCCACAGUAUGAACCACCAUGUCACCCUCCACCUCAAUACCAUGAACACCACCACCACCACCACCACCACCAUCCUCCCCAACAACAUCAUGAACACCAUCACCAUCACCCUCCCCCUCAACACCAUGAACACCAUUACCAUCACCAUCAACCUCCCCCACAACAUCAUGAACACCACCAUCACCCACCCCCACAACAUCAUGAGCCACAGCAUCACCACCCACCCCCACAGCACCAUGAACCACAGCACCACCAUCCGCCACCUGAGCACUAUGAACCCCCACCCCCACCCCCACCUCACAGCUGGCCAGUGGAGACAUCACAAGUUUACUCUGACCAUCAAGAGGCUCCAGAUUUUAAAAAUGAAUCAGAUGUCGAGGGAAUAGACGUUGGGAUAGCUGAUAUGUACAUUGAUGAUCCCAUUGUAGAAAUAACCCCAGCGCUUCAAGAUCUUGCACAUCAGCAAGCCUGGGAAAAUGGCGAGAUAGAUUACAGAGGCAGAGACAAGUUUGAAAACAUCCAAAAAAGAAUUGAGGAGUUUAUUGGGGUGUUAAGGGAUCCUACAGAUAUGCCCACUUUCUUGGUGUUUUAAACAAUGUUAUUGUCAUUGAAUGAGCUGUUAUAUUCCAACAGAAAUAAUGCCCUUUGGAUUUCAAGGAGCUUGUAAACAAAAUAAUUAUGAAUUUAAUGAGACAAGUGAAAGGGUAUAAACAGGCUCCUGCAUAUGCAAAUUAUGAUUUUUAGAAUUCAGCUGUGAGAGAGCAAGGGAGAGGAAGAGAAAGGAGAAGCCAUAUUGAUGAUUAUUUAGUCCAAAAGAAUAGAACGGAUUUCAAUUAUUGAAUGUCGUAAAACCAAAACCACACUAAUUACUUACCAAUUAGACUACUCGGCCAGUUUUAAACUGUAGUAAAACCAAAAUAAAAUACCAAAGUAACUGCCUGAUUACUUUCGAUCACUCAAUUGAAAACAGGUCUGAUGGAAACUAUGAUCAAUUGACGUGCCUUGACUUUUCCUCUAACUUCACACGCCCUAAAGAAUACUGGUCAGAAGUACUUUUGACCUUCAAAAUACAAAACUUAACAUGUGCUAACCACCUGCCCCUUUCCCCACACACUAAAAUAGAAAUGCUUGGUAGGUUUUCUUUCAGUGUCUCCCAAUUCUCUCCUUUCUCUCUUCCCUCCAGACAUCUUUCCAGUUGUGUAUCAAGCAUUUGUCCGAGAAAGUACUACAUUGUAAUGAUAUGUUGUUGUAAAUGCAGCAUCUGUUUUGCUGCUCACUAUUUUUGUGACCAAUUUUCAGCAAUUAUCUCUUGGUUUUUCAAGCCUCUCAACCAAACAUUAGUUAUACAAACUAUUAUGUGCUACCCACUUAAGAUAAAGUUUGAUUGAUUGAUUGAUUGAUUGAAACAACUGACUGUGCAGUUUUUCUUUUAUUUUUAUUAUCUUUUUAGAGGCUUUGAUAUGUCUUCAAAAUUUGAAUUGCUGUAAGUUGUGUAUUUUGUGGUGCAUAUUCUGUGUCACUAUGUGAUCAUCUUCAUGUAGCAAUUUAGAAACAUAUUAAUUGAAAAUUGGUCACACUAUUUAAUAGUCUGUAGAUUUUUUAUAGUGUCCUAGUGACAUUGAAGAGUUGCCAUUCAUGGCUUAUGCUCAAGUGAGAGCAGUAGUACUAUAAAGUUGAGUGGAACUUGAUUUCGCAGACCUCGGAAGGAAACAAGAAUUGGUGUGAGGAAUUGGGAGUUUGAGAUCUUGGAGGCAAAUAUACUGUGAAACUAAUCCAAGAUGUUUGGGUUGAGUUAUCAAAGGGUUCAAGAAAUUGAGAGUGUGAGAAAUUGGUAUUCUACUGUAGUUAUGUAACAAUUAUGUGACUAUGUUCAAAGUGCUUGCAAUUAGCUGUGUUGCCAGGUUAGUUCAUUACAGUAAGCGUUGCAAGCUCUUGGACUGAUUCUUAACAUAGAUGUAUAGUGGUAGCUCUAAGGCCAGCUAGGACGGUACAACUUUGCUGCAUGUGACAAGCAGGCAUUAAGGGAACAAUGCCAUGAUAUUUUAAGCCAUUUUUGAUUACUUUUAAAUUGAGGGAAAUCUCAAAAUAAUAAUUUCCCAAGGUAGAAUAAUACUAAAACUGUCAUAAAAAAAAGAAAAAAAAAAUUACAUAUUUUUGUUUUUCUAUUAAACAAUGUGAUGGUUACAACUGAUAAAGACUUUAAUUAAACUGAUUAAAAAAUCCUUGAAAAAACAACUGGCCAAUUUUUUUUUGAGAAAUCUGGCUGAGGACGUAGGUCCUAUAAGUCUACUGAUGAUCAUUCUUUUAAAUCAAACCUGUAACUUGCUUUCGAUUGCCAUGUAUGACAUGAAAAGUUAUACAAUAUUUGAAACAUGUUUCAAAAUGUUGAAACGGUAGCCACAGAUAUUACAUAAUGAAAGUUGGAUGCCAUUUUUAAUGAUGCAAACAGCACGGAGACUGUUGAAAAGUCAUGUGUUACAAAGUUUUACCGUCUAAUAAGUGGUGCCUAGUAUUGUAAGAUGUAACAAUUUUAAAGUAAUUGAUAAUUUAUCGUGAUAGUGUUAAGUGUGAAUGCCAUCAUUUAUUUUGUCACAACUGAUGGCAAUAGUUAUUUAAGUCCAAGUCCACUAAGUAAGAGUGUACUAUUAAUAAUAUUACAAUGGGAAUAAAGUUUAAAACAGUUGGCAAAAUGCUGAUAUAUUUCUAUUCCUGUUCAUGGGUUUACAUCAGCUAUAUGUAAACACAAAUUUUUAAAAAGUGAACGUGGAUGUUAGUUUACCUUUUCAAGUUCUUUCAGUUAGUGAAACUUUAAUUGAACUUCCUUGAGAGUUCCAUGUAGUUAUAUUAAGUGUAAAGUGAUGAUUUUUAUUUCUUCUUUGAAAACUUUCGUUGCCUUAUAUUAGAAUAAAAUAGCCAUCCCAACAGACUGACAUUACUGGGAUUUUUAGUGGUUUUUAUUUCUCAAAGGAUGAAUAUUAUUUUGAUAAUUAAGGUAGAGGUUGGAUAAUAAAGUAAGAAGUUUAGUAUU